AUGACGCAGGUUGCAACCCAGAAGGAGGAAGAUGAAAUGGCGUCGCAUAGGGAUGCAAUUCGCCAAGCCAAGGCCAUCAUCGACGAGAUUUGCAAUGUUUCUGGGACUCCAGGCCUCGCGAUCGGCAUCUUCAACCUCGAAGGACCAUCCGUGUCGAGCUUCCAUGGAUUUCGAGAUGUGAGCCAAGGCCUCCGUCCGGAUCAAGACACGGUCUUCAACAUCGGCUCACUCUGCAAAGGCUUCACCGCUGCAGCUGUUGCCUGCCUCGUUGCAGAUGGGAAGGUAUCUUGGGAUGAUCGCAUUGACACUCACCUUCAUCAUUUACACGGCAGAGACAAUGGCGCAUUCACGCUGCGAGACUUGCUUAGCCAUCGCACUGGUCUUUGCAGGUCGGAUGCGUUAUUCAUCGGAUCUGACAACCGGCUACUUGUCACCAAAUCCCAAGGCUUAGAGAUCUUCGCCUCCCUUGAUCCAAGUAGCCCUCCCCGCCAAAACUUCUUCUAUAAUAACUUUGGAUACCACGCCCUCGGGUGCGUUAUUGAGCAUGUGUCAGGCACGGGUUUUGGAGAAUUUAUGAGGAAGCGCAUCUUUGAACCACUAGACAUGAGCAGGACGUUCACGAAGCUUCCGCCUAAGGAUGAUGGAGAUACUUCGUUAGCUUAUAUGCCUUAUUAUAAUCGCCAGCUUCGGACAGUUCCAACCCCUCAAAUAUCCAGUGACACGGUCGCCUUCGCAGCUGGCUCCAUUCGAAGUUGCGUCCGCGACCUCGUCCGCUUCUAUCGUUUUUUGUUGAGAGGCUUGAAGCUGGGCUUUCAGGAGCUGGGUCUUUCCUCUGAUCAUGUUGCAACUAUAUUUGGGGCGGUCAUCCCUCUACAUGGUUCUCCUACAACUCUUCGGGAAAGGUCCUAUGCUAUGGGGUGGGCACGUACUCAGCUACCAAACAACAUCAACCUCAUCAGCGGAAAUGCUGGCUUGCUGGACACAUGGCCUGUCAUUGGCACAACCAACAAUGGAAGACUUGUCCUCCACCACACUGGUAAUAAUAUUGGAUGCUCUUCCACCAUCUAUCUCCUUCCAGAGAUGGAUACUGGUGUGAUUGCCUUGGGGAAUGCACUCGGGCAUUGUGACGCUGCCGAUUGGGCUGCACAGGUUCUGCUCGAAGCUCUUCUUGAAGGAUCGAUUGAGAGUCCGUUCACAAAAUAUGCUACGACGGCAGCUUCUAAUGGGCGGUCCGCCAUGGAUCGAGUACAGAAAGCCCUAGAUAAGCAGAGAAAACCAAGUCAACCAUCUUUAAACCUCGAGCAAUAUACUGGCGUUUUCUGGCACAAAACAAAGACGUUUUAUCUGAAGAUAAAACUCCAGACAUUCGAACAUAAAGAAGGCAUUAGUGUCAAGUUCCAAGGGCUAGAUGAAGAAGAGUAUACUCUCCAUCACUACCACUAUGACACAUUUGUCUUUAACGAGACAUUUGACCAGACUGUGAGCCGUGGUCAGUGGUGCAGGCCGUUGGGUUUCUAUAAAAUUGAAUUUAUUGAGGAAGGGAAGACCGUUAGCUCGUUGCGAUGGACGUUCGAUGAUACGGAGGUACAGGGGCAGAUCUUCAAGCGGUUGUAA
Molecule: messenger RNA, 1614 nt
Organism: Clonostachys byssicola
Lineage: Eukaryota; Fungi; Ascomycota; Sordariomycetes; Hypocreales; Bionectriaceae
Source: the annotation of a GenBank genome assembly